Ilex paraguariensis (yerba mate) is the source of this 2022-nucleotide messenger RNA. The record is from the annotation of a GenBank genome assembly. Lineage: Eukaryota; Viridiplantae; Streptophyta; Magnoliopsida; Aquifoliales; Aquifoliaceae.
AUGACAAGUUCGAAAGACUCGGAGUCUGAUUCUGAAAAUUCGGAACAGAGCCGGUUGGAGAAAAAGAGUAGUAAAAAGAAAGAGAAGAAGCGAAAGGUGUUGGAAAUUGAUGGUGAUGAAGAGAAGAGUGAGACGAGCUCGGAGGAGGGCGAACCUAUAAAUCUGAAGGUGGAAGAGCAGAGAAAGAAGAGGAAGAUGAUUGUGUUGACUGAGAUGGAUGAUGAUGAUGUUAAGGAAGAGGAGAGUCCGAAUGCGGUAUCAAAAUUUAGGAUUUCGAAGCCACUGAGAGAGGCAUUGAAGGCUAAAGGGAUUGAGGCUUUGUUUCCUAUACAAGCUAUGACUUUUGAUACUGUUUUGGAUGGUUCGGAUUUGGUUGGCAGGGCACGUACCGGUCAGGGAAAAACAUUGGCCUUUGUAUUGCCCAUAUUGGAGUCCUUAAUAAAUGGACCUACAAAAGCUUCACGAAAGACUGGAUAUGGGAGGGCACCGAGCGUUCUUGUACUUCUACCCACAAGGGAACUGGCCAUUCAGGUGUCUGCUGACUUUGAAGUCUAUGGUAGGGCAUUAGGGCUAUGUUCAUGCUGUUUAUACGGGGGAGCUCCUUACCAUUCUCAACAAAUGCAAUUGAAAAGAGGGGUUGAUAUAGUUGUGGGAACGCCUGGCCGUGUUAAGGAUCACAUAGAACGGGGAAAUAUUGACUUCAGCUCAUUAAAGUUCCGUGUCCUUGACGAAGCUGAUGAAAUGUUGAGGAUGGGGUUCGUUGAAGAUGUUGAACUUAUUCUAGGUAAGGUAGAGGAUGCAAGCAAAGUCCAAACACUUCUUUUCAGUGCCACCUUGCCAGAUUGGGUGAAACAUAUUGCAUCUAAGUUCCUGAAACCAGACAAAAAGACUGCAGACCUUGUUGGUAAUGAGAAAAUGAAGGCUAGUACCAAUGUGAGGCAUAUUGUUCUUCCCUGCUCUGCUUCAGCCAGAUCCCAGCUUAUUCCUGAUAUCAUUCGCUGUUAUAGCAGUGGAGGUCGCACAAUUAUUUUCACCGAGACAAAAGAUUCUGCUUCUGGACUUGCUGGCUUAUUGCCUGGAGCACGUGCUUUGCAUGGGGACAUACAACAGGCUCAACGUGAGGUUACACUAGUUGGAUUCAGAUCAGGCAAGUUCCUGACAUUAGUAGCCACAAAUGUAGCUGCGCGGGGAUUGGACAUUAAUGAUGUCCAAUUGAUAAUCCAGUGUGAACCUCCACGUGAUGUUGAAGCAUAUAUUCAUCGAUCUGGACGGACAGGGAGGGCAGGGAAUACGGGUAUUGCUGUGAUGCUGUAUGAUCCCAGGAAGUCGAAUUUUUCUAGGAUAGAAAGAGAAUCCGGUGUGAAAUUUGAGUACAUAUCUGCUCCUCAGCCGGCUGAUAUUGCUAAAGCUGCUGGCAUAGAAGCAGCAGAAACAAUCACCCAAAUCUCUGAUAGUGUUAUUCCGUCCUUCAAAGCCGCAGCUGAGGAACUACUGAAUACCUCUGGUUUAUCACCUGUGGAACUGCUUGCAAAGGCACUUGCCAAGGCUGCUGGAUAUAGUGAGAUUACGAGUAGAUCACUUCUCAAUUCCAUGGAGAACUAUGUCACUGUACUUCUUGAGGCUGGAGGAUCUAUCUAUACGCCUUCCUUUGCUUACGGUGUCCUGAGGAGGUUUUUACCUGAAGAGAAAGUUGAGUCAAUUAUGGGUCUUGCUCUGACUGCUGAUGGAAAGGGGGCGGUGUUUGAUGUGCCUGCUGAAGAUUUGGACACAUUCCUUGCUGGCCAGGAAAAUGCUGCUGGUGUGAGCUUAGAGGUGGUGAAAUCAUUGCCACAGUUGCAGGAGAGAGAUCAAUCAAGAGGGGGAAGAUUUGGAAAUGGUGGUCGUGGUGGUUUUGCUGAUAGAAGAGGUGGCAGAGGCGGUAGAUUCUCCGGAGGAAGGGGUGGUUUUUCUGACCGAGGAAAUCAGAGAUUUUCCAAAGGCCCUACCGGAGGGAGAGGUCGUGGCAACAACCGCAGCAGAUGA